Molecule: messenger RNA, 1157 nt
Organism: Camponotus floridanus (Florida carpenter ant)
Lineage: Eukaryota; Metazoa; Arthropoda; Insecta; Hymenoptera; Formicidae
Product: protein dpy-30 homolog
Exons: 3
Coding region: 65-400 (111 amino acids)
Cellular component (GO): Set1C/COMPASS complex
Source: RefSeq, a predicted model, not a curated record
GUUAGCAAAGGAUUAUCGCGGCGCAGUAGUUCAAUGUCGGUUGGCAGUGACGGUUGUUUAUACGAUGGCGUCCGGCGGUGAGAACGGAACCGAAGAACGAACGGAAGCAUCGACGCCGGCUCAACCCAUCGCCAAUGCCGUAUCCGAGACGACUCACAAAGUAAUAGGAAUGGAUAAAGAUGGUGAUAUGUCUGGUGUACCAGCAAAGAAAUCUCGUGUCGAAGUGCAAUCUCUUCCAACCAGACAAUAUUUGGAUCAGACAGUAGUACCGAUAUUGCUACAAGCAUUAUCCUGUUUAGCCAAAGAGAGACCUGCUGAUCCUAUAAGCUUCCUCGCUGGCUAUUUACUUAGAAACAAGAGUCAGUACGAUAAUGGCGGUUCGCCGCCGACUAGUCAGUGAAUGCUUCCCUGUCCAUGUGCGCAUUUCGUGGUAAUAUAUGAACUUUACUUCCUAAAAAUCUCUUUUUGAUACUUCAAGCACAUAUUUACGUUAUAAACGUAUUAUGUACUUGCGUAUUUUUGAACGAAAUAAAAAUGAAUUAGCUCCCUAUUGUAGGGACAGUAGUGACUUUUUAGAGGAGUAAUACAGCGUUAUUCUGUGGAAUACAAAAUAUACGUUUUUUAAAUAUUGAAAUUAUUUUAAAUAAAUAUUGGUUUUUUGUAUAAAAAUAAUAGCAACAUCAGAAUUAUCCUAAUUGCAAUAGCAGUUACAGAAUUGAUAUUAAAUCGUUAUUGACUUGUAAUAUGUAUUAAAAAAAGUUGCUACUUUUUCUAUGCAAACACAUAGAUAAAAUAUAAUUAAGAAACAUGAUAAUGUGGCUUUUAUGAAAGAAUAUUUUAAAAAUAUAUUAAAAAAGCGUGUAGACUCUGAUUUUCAAUUCUUUGCAAAUUUACGGCGCGAAAGCGAACAAAAGAAAGGAGCGGAGAAAAGGGCUGCUGCCAUCGAUCCAAUAAAUCGUAAUGAACCUUCCCUGCUCGUGUCGAUUUUAAUUGGAACGGCGAUUUAAUUGGAGGCAAUUAAAUGUAAUCGCGCAAUGAAUCGGCGUUAAAUUUAUCUCGCGCUCCAAUAAAAUCGAUAAUUUACAUCGGACGUGCAACACUCGCGUGCGUUGCAAAUAGAGAAAGGGAAAAAGGAUGUCUAGACACAUACAAACACA